Aureobasidium namibiae CBS 147.97 is the source of this 828-nucleotide messenger RNA. RefSeq lists its product as uncharacterized. The transcript is spliced from 6 exons. Bases 1 to 828 code for a protein of 275 amino acids. The record is from RefSeq and is a predicted model, not a curated record. Lineage: Eukaryota; Fungi; Ascomycota; Dothideomycetes; Dothideales; Saccotheciaceae.
AUGUCGUGGAUGGACUCUUGGUCACGGCCGAAGAAGAAUGCCGCUACACCUCCCCCACUAUAUCUGACCUCGGAUCAGGUACGCUACUGCCAUACCUGUGGCAGAGUUAUUGGCUCCAGAAAAUCAAACUCGGCAAAAACAGCAGCCACAGAAGUAAAGUUCUGCUCAGACAGAUGUAAAAGACACAAACUCCGACCGGCGGACAAACGCAUCGAAGCCGCCUUUGCCGCCCUCUUGGACGGCCAGGAUGCUUCCAAAUUCGCCGCCAAGCAGCAAAAAGUCAAAGGCGAUCCUCGUAUCUUGGUUUCGUGUAGCGAGGUGGAGACUUUGAUCUAUGGUUCCCGCGAGGACCCAGAGAAGACGUUUGGCCGCAAGAAGAAUAGAGCUAGACGUGGUGUUGCGGAUGGCGAUGUGUGGAAGAGUAUCGACAUGGUGGACUCGGAUACCGAUACCGACGCUGGGACUGCAGAAACUGUUUCUGCAGACGAAGAUGCCAUCGAUACCCGCAGCACCAAGGUCAUGGACAACAGAGGUGGGCGCGUGCGACCUCCUCAAUCAGAAUCCGAUGUCAAUGGCUCGGUAGGCGGAGAAAAGGGCUGGGCGGAGAAAAUCGUCGAAACACCCGAAAUGCUGCAGAAACGAAGAGAGGGACAGAGAAGAGCAGAGGAAAAGGAAAUGGUCAAGUGCGCUGCUAGGAGAGCUGUGGUGUUUGGUCUGGAGAGCAGCAGACAGGAGGGAAGAAGGAUGUGUGAGGCGGUGAUGCAUGGUGCUGUCGUCGAGCCUUCCUAUGCCAAGGGAGACUGGUCCAUUAGAUGGCGUGAGGAGUAA